AGACCUGGGUCCUGCACUGCAGCUGGGAAGGACGUGCGGGCCUGACAGAGGAGGGAGGGAGGGAGGUGGCUGUGUCCCUGGCUCCCAGGGACAGGUGCUGGGCUGGUUCACCCAGCACGCUGCCACCACCGGUUCCGGGAGACGCUCCUUGGCCUGGUGAGUGCUUGCUGCGCAGAACAAGUUACACACCACACUUGUGGGGAACUGGCAGCAGGGGAUAGAUUGGGCACAGAACGGGCACGUGGGCACUGGCAGUCACAGGCAGGGUGUUGGGGAUAGGCAGUUGCUAAGAUGGCUCACACAGAGGGAUUCUGGCAGAAGCCACGCCAUGGGGCAGUGGCCCAAGCAGGCCUGACAGCGCCCACAAUGCCCAGCUCUGCGUAGGUACCUGCAGCCCUCCUGAGGGUGGGGGUCUGAGUACGGGUUCUCGCCAUACCGGGUGAGGCGGACGGGGACCCGAGGGCCUGUCUGCAGAGCUCUGGGAGUCUUUUCAAGUCUCCCGAGACUUCCCGUCCACGGACCCCAAUCCCCGGCCUCCACCCAUCGCGCUGAGUGGCCGUGGGGGCGGGACAGGAACCCUUGCGCAGGCGCGCCGGGGCGGGGCGCGGAGAAUGCCGGACCUGCGAGGGGUGACGUCACGGCGCGCGACGCGGGAGCGGGUGCCGGCGGCAGCGCCGCCCUGAGCGGCGAGGCCGGGGUUGCGAGACGCCGGCGGGCGGCUUCGCAUCAUGUUCGGCUCCAGCCGGGGCGGCGUGCGCGGCGGGCAGGACCAGUUCAGCUGGGAAGACGUGAAGACCGACAAACAGAGAGAGAACUACGCAGGGAACUCGCUGAUGGCUCCGGUGGGCCGCUGGCAGAAGGGCCGCGACCUCACCUGGUACGCCAAGGGCCGGGCGGACGGUGCGGGACUGAGCCGGGAGGAGGAGCUGGCGGCUGUGCGGCAGGCGGAGCAGGAGGCACUCAUGGCGGCGCUAGGCUACAAGAACGUGAGGAAGCAGCCCACGGGCCUGAGCAAGGAGGACUUUGUGGAGGUGUGUAAGCGGGAAGGAGGGGAUCUCGAGGAGAAGGGAGUGGACCGGCUGCUGGGCCUGGGGAGCUCCAGCGGCUCGGCAGGCCGAGUGGCGUUGUCUCGGGAAGACAAAGAGGCCGCCAAGCUGGGGCUGUCGGUGUUCACCCACCAGCGCGUGGACAGCAGCCGGCCAGGCUCCUCACCAGCCUCGGCUAGGAAGAAGCCUCGGUCAGAGGAGGACAAGGCAGAGCCCGGCCCAGAGAGCCACAAGAAAAGCAGGAAAGAGAAAAAGAAGAAGAAGAAAAAGAAGCACAAGAAAGAGAAAAAGAAAGACAAGACACAUCGGAGCAAGAUGGCCUCGCCGCUGACCCCCACCUCUGCAGGAUCUGGUCGCCACAGGCACGGCUCUGACUCGGAUGUAGACUCCUUGCCUUGUUCCAAGAGGCGGCGCCGGGACCACAGUGACUGAGGCCUGCCCCCCCCCCCCACCGCCUCUGGCCCAGCAGCUUACAGAGCUAGUGCCACCCAAGGAGGACACACUGGGCCUGGAAAGAGCUCAUACAGCCGCUUCUAUUUUUCUUUCACUCACUCUUUGUACCGAAAUAAACUUAUUUUAA
Enhydra lutris kenyoni (northern sea otter) is the source of this 1626-nucleotide messenger RNA. Its product is annotated as chromosome unknown C1orf35 homolog. Bases 729 to 1478 code for a protein of 249 amino acids. The record is from RefSeq and is a predicted model, not a curated record. Lineage: Eukaryota; Metazoa; Chordata; Mammalia; Carnivora; Mustelidae. The transcript has 8 exons.